AUGUCCCCAAAGUGGAGCAACGCCAAGUCUGAAAGCGAGGCCUUCGCGGCCGAGGUCCGUGAAAUAGAGGCCUGGUGGCAAUCGGACAGACAGAAACACAUCAGGAGGCCGUACUCAGCGAAGUCAAUUGCUGCCCUACGAAACAUUGGAUUCAAGAUCGAAUACCCGUCCAGCGUCCAGGGCAGGAAGCUUUGGCGCAUACUCAACGAGCACAAUGACAAUGGCACUUACGAGUUGACGUUUGGCACCACUGAGCCCCUCAUUGCAAAAGAGAUGGCCAACUCAAUGCAAACCGUUUACGUAUCCGGGGCGCUCUGUGGAUUGUCGCAGGCAACUUGGCCAGGUGAAGACCACGCAGACUACCCUGCCGACUUGGUUCCAUCCGUCGUAAAGCGUAUCUUCAACACGCAACUCUUUCACGACCAACGUCAGACUCAGCUGCGGAUGAGAUACUCUGAAACCGAUCGAGAGUCGUUGGAGUGCAUCGACUACAUGCUACCUAUCAUUGCCGAUGCCGAUAUGGGAUUCGGGACACUGACUGGCUGCAUGAAGUUGACUCGUAGCUUUGUUGAAGCUGGGGUUGCCAUGAUACACAUUGAUGAUCUUGCCAUGGGUCUGAAGAAAUUCACGAAUGGCGAGGGUCGAACUAUUGUCCCCAUAUCGGACUACUUGUCCAGGUUGACGACUGUCAGAAUGACUUUCGAUACUAUGGGGGCGGACACGAUGCUCCUUUGCCGUUGUGACAGCGACCAUGCUGAGUUCAUAACGAGUGUGAUUGACCCCAGAGACCACCCUUAUGUUCUGGGAGCUACUCAACCGGUCCCCUCCUUCAUCAAGGCUCUGGAGGCUGGAAAGCUUGCUGGAAAGGAUUACCUGACAGUCAAGAAUGAGUGGAAGGUCUCGGCUGGACUAAUGACCUUUGAAGAGGCGGUCAAGUCCAUAGCGACCGAGGAGCAAUACAAUGCCUAUGUGAAAGAGGUUGAAAACACAGUUGUAGCAUUGCAAGACCGACGAGCAACCGCCAAGCAUAUUGUCGGGAAGGACAUCACGUUUGACUGGGAACUUCCAAGGACACCUCUUGGCCAGUACAUGUGGCAGUGGAGCACAAAGGCUGUCAUUGACCGAUGCAUUCUCGCAGCCCCCUUAGGAGACGUUACAUGGAGCCGUCAAGAUAAACCAAACAAGAAAGACAUGCACGAAUUCCAUACCGCCUUGAGAGAGGCUUAUCCCAACCGACUCUUUGCCUUUGGAUACACUGGUGCGUACGACUUUAGCAAGGGCGGAUACUCACUGGAAGAAGUCGACACCUUCCCCGCGGACAUUGCAAAGAUGGGCAUCGUGUGGCAGGUGCAGCCAAUCUGGGCCACCCAGGGGUUGAGCCUGCAUGCCAAGCAGUUUGCGGAGAAGUUCAAGAAGGAAGGGAUUGCCGGGUACAUGCGGGACGUGGCUGCUCCCGCCAUCGCUGGCAUGGCUACCGAUAAGUAUGGGAAGCCGACAUCUCGUGGCGGAUAUCUGGCCGAUGCAUUCUUUGAUGUCGUUGGAGGAGAGGAGAUCACAGAGCGUGUCUAA
This is a messenger RNA of Colletotrichum phormii, 1569 nucleotides long. Its product is annotated as isocitrate lyase. Lineage: Eukaryota; Fungi; Ascomycota; Sordariomycetes; Glomerellales; Glomerellaceae. The coding region runs from base 1 to 1569 and encodes 522 amino acids. Gene Ontology annotation, molecular function: isocitrate lyase activity. The transcript is spliced from 7 exons. Gene Ontology annotation, biological process: carboxylic acid metabolic process. The record is from RefSeq and is a predicted model, not a curated record.